AUGCCUACCCGAUUCUCCAACACCCGAAAGCACCGAGGUCACGUCUCUGCCGGUCACGGUCGUAUCGGUAAACACAGGAAGCAUCCGGGAGGUCGUGGUCUUGCCGGUGGUCAGCACCACCACCGAACCAAUUUUGACAAGUACCACCCUGGUUACUUCGGUAAGGUCGGUAUGCGUCACUACCACCUCCUCAAGAACCACUACUACCGCCCCACCAUCAACAUCGACAAGCUCAUCACUCUCCCCGAGUCUAAGGUCGAUGCCCCCGCCGGUACCGUCCCCGUGAUUGACCUCACCCACCUCGGCAAGUUCAAGCUUUUGGGUAAGGGCCGAAUCAACACCCCCUUCAUUGUCAAGACCCGAUUCGUCUCCAAGCUCGCCGAGGAGAAGAUUAAGGAGGCUGGUGGUGUCAUCAAGCUCGUCGCCUAA
Cryptococcus wingfieldii CBS 7118 is the source of this 429-nucleotide messenger RNA. Its product is annotated as 50S small subunit ribosomal protein L27Ae. The record is from RefSeq and is a predicted model, not a curated record. Gene Ontology annotation, biological process: translation. Bases 1 to 429 code for a protein of 142 amino acids. NCBI's taxonomy places the organism in Eukaryota, Fungi, Basidiomycota, Tremellomycetes, Tremellales, Cryptococcaceae. The transcript has 4 exons. Gene Ontology annotation, cellular component: ribosome; cytosolic large ribosomal subunit. Gene Ontology annotation, molecular function: structural constituent of ribosome.